Messenger RNA from Nematostella vectensis (starlet sea anemone), 5412 nucleotides. Its product is annotated as probable ATP-dependent DNA helicase HFM1. The record is from RefSeq and is a predicted model, not a curated record. The coding region runs from base 664 to 5157 and encodes 1497 amino acids. The transcript has 41 exons. NCBI's taxonomy places the organism in Eukaryota, Metazoa, Cnidaria, Anthozoa, Actiniaria, Edwardsiidae. Gene Ontology annotation, molecular function: ATP binding; nucleic acid binding.
UUUAUUGCCCAUUAUCAUAGUCUAGGACUAAAUUACAUGGGUGGUCAGCAAAUAUAUAGGAAUUUAUACAUAUUUGUAAGUGACAAAUUGGGCAAGACGUUCAGUCCUAGGAAUCAGACAUUCACACCUAGUCGAGCCCGAGCGUAGCCCAUAGCCGUGGUCAACCCUUGAAUACCGGGGUAGCAGGUGCUCAAGAAAACCCGACGACUGUAUGCUUGAGAUGAUAAAACGGCACGCUUUAUCGCGGCAACACAAGGGCACGAAAUACGUGCCACAAGAGCUGCGUCGACUUGUGACAUUUUGUUACGGGGACAUUGCUUCUGUCAUUUCUUGAAUUCCUUGCCAGUAGCUGCAAGCUUCUCUGAUGACCUUACUUACAGGGCUUUAGUAAUUCAGGCAUAGAAGCAACGUCAUUGUGGUGUUCCUGUGGUUUCUGUUUUCCCGCCAAAAUACGUAAAUCGCGCGCGCGUUUUCCACCUUGAACGUCGAAACAAAUUUGAAAAUUUGUUACAGAUGAUAGCUUUUAUGGUGAUAUGAAAAGCUAAUCUACUUUCUAGUUCUCUUGUGAUAUUUGUUUUCGUUACUUUUGGGACAAACUGAUGUAAUACAACACACAAAAUGGGCUGAUCUGAGUUCCUUGAAAUUUGGGGAAAAAAUCAAGAGAUGAGCUGGCGAUUCAACUUAGAUUCCUCUCCGGAGAAUUUUCUCACCGAAAGUUUGUUUGAUUUGAAAGGAGAAAAUUAUGAAUCUACCGCUAAAGGGACAAACUAUUCCUACUCAACACCAGUAGAUAGCCAUAGAGAUACAACAAGUGUUCCUAUGAUUGCUCCACCAAAAAGUGUAGACGAUAUUUUCUCACAAUUAACACAAAACGACAUUUCUUCAACUCAAGAAUUCAACAAGAACUGUGCAAGGUUUGCCUCAAGAAAAUCAUCAGACUUUUCGACACCUUUCAAGGAACCUCCAGAUUUAAGCAGGGGUCUCUUAAAAAGUCUUAAUGCCACUCAGGGGGCUAAUGUUAGAAGAAGUGUUCAACUUGAUGACCCGCCGCAGUUGGAAAUUGAAGAAGAAGAAUUUCUCUACCCUGAAGACUCACCUGAAAUGUUCCCCUCCUCUGGUCAUGGAGACAGUCUUAUGGGCUCCUUUAACUUGCAAGAACACUUGCAAGAUUACCUGCCUAAAGUCAUGACUGGAAGGCAAGAUAGAUCAAACAUCUUCACAACAUCUCAACAGCAGAGUCACAACUAUGACAAUGCCAUGAGCACACCAAAUGCAAUGCUGAUUCCUGCCCAGACUCCAAGUUAUGCUGACAAGAGAGGAAUGCUGAAGUUGCGUUCAACAAUGGAAAUUCCUGAAAAUUAUAGAUCUGUGUUCAGUCAGUUUCCCUGCUUCAACAUAGUUCAAUCUAGAGUGCUGGAUGAGGUCUUUUAUACUGACAGACCGUUAGUCGUCUGUGCGCCCACGGGGUCUGGCAAAACAGUAAUCUUCGAGCUGGCAAUAAUUCGACUGAUAAUGAAAUCAGCAGAAGAUAUUCGCAGGACAAAAAUCGUCUACAUGGCCCCCAUGAAAGCUCUGUGUAGCGAGAGAUGCACUGACUGGGCCGCUAAGUUUGGACCAUUAGGGAUAAAGUGUAAGGAGGUCACAGGCGACAGUGAGCUUGACGAUUAUUUUGAAAUACGAGAUGUCAAUAUCGUCAUGACAACACCGGAAAAGUGGGACAGCAUGACUAGAAAGUGGAAGGAUAACCAGUCCCUUGUACAAAGCGUACAAUUGUUUCUUAUUGACGAGGUCCAUUUGUUAAAUGACGAGGAUCGUGGUGCCACUGUGGAGGCAGUAAUCAGUCGCAUGAAGACAGUGCAGACAAAUAUCACUAGAAACACCAACAAGCUGCAAUUCAAGGCUAGCAUGAGACUCAUUGCCAUUUCUGCGACCAUCCCAAACGUUGAAGAUAUUGCUGCAUGGCUAGGAAGCCUGAAACAUCCGGCAUCAAGUUACAGUAUGGAUGACUCAUAUCGCCCCGUGAAGCUGCGUAAAGUAGUUCUUGGAUUCCCGAUGCAUGCUAACAUGUCGGAAUUCAAAUUUGACCUUUCGCUGAAUUACAAAAUCAGUGGAAUUGUCCAUACCUACAGUGACCAAAAACCUACACUUGUGUUCUGCUCGACACGGAAAGGCACUCAACAAGCUGCAAGUACCCUCACCAAGGACGCACGCUUCAUUAUCAACUCCCAGCACCGCCAAAGGCUUCAACGGAUUGCAAAUUCACUGCACGAUUCAAAACUACGAGAGCUUGUGAUUUGUGGAGUCGGCUAUCACCAUGCAGGAUUGGACCCAACUGAUCGGAAGAACAUAGAGGCUUUAUUUGUAAAAGGAGAUCUCCCCGUUCUAUUUGCUACCAGCACCCUUGCUGUCGGGGUGAACUUGCCAGCUCACCUCGUGAUCAUAAAGUCAACGCAAUGCUACGACAAGGGUGUCUAUGUCGAGUAUUCAGAAACUCAAAUCUUGCAGAUGAUUGGCAGAGCAGGAAGACCCCAGUUUGAUACGUCAGCUACUGCUGUUAUCCUGACAACAACCACGAAAAAGGACAAGUAUUCUUCGCUACUACAUGGCACGCAGCAGAUCGAGAGCAGCUUACACCGUCACUUGAUAGAGCACUUAAAUGCUGAGAUUGUUCUACACACUAUCACGGAUGUUUCUGUUGCUCUUGAGUGGCUCAAGUCAACAUUUCUGUUUAUCCGAAUUCAGAAGAACCCUACGUAUUAUGGUAUUCCUGAGGGAUUGAAGAAAGAAGCUCUCGAACAUAAACUUCAAGAUAUGUGCAUCCAGAAUUUAAACACUCUUGAAAGAUCCAAUCUCGUCAAGAUGGAAGAUGGGUUUGACUUGAAACCAUCAGAACCUGGUUGUCUGAUGGCGCGGUACUAUAUAGCGUUUGACUCAAUCAAGGAGUUCCUGGCGAUACAAGGUACCGAGACCCUCAGUGACAUGGUUAUUUUGCUAUCAAAGUGCAAAGAGUUUGCCGACGUCAAGUUGCGUGUAAGCGAGAAGCGCAUUCUAAACACACUCAACAAAGACAAACACAAGGCAACUGUAAGGUUUCCAGUGAAUGGGAAAAUAAAGACGACAGACCAAAAGAUCAAUUGCCUAAUUCAAGCAACUCUUGGCUGCCUUCCUAUCACCGAGUUUUCUCUGAACCAGGAUGUUACGAAAAUAUUUCGGUCGGGACAGAGAGUAACACGUUGUUUGAUGGAGCUCUUAAUGCUGCGAGGGGACUACAGAGCACUACAAAACGCUAUUCUCGUGACCAAAUGCAUGAAAUCAAGGUUAUGGGAGAAUUCCCUCUAUGUAUCAAGGCAGCUAGAAAAAGUUGGCAUGACACUAUCAACGAUGCUGGUCAAUGCUGGUCUGACUACUUUCAAGAAAAUCGAAGAAACGAACCCACGUGAAAUAGAGCUGAUCGUAAAUCGUCACCCUCCUUUUGGGAGUCAGAUUCGUGAUGCUGUGCUGGCAUUACCUAAAUACGAGGUAUCAGUAGAGCAGAAAGGCAGCUACACCCCCCUUCGCGCUGAGCUAGUACUUACGGUUACCAUGACAAACCAUGUUAAACGACAGGAUUCGACAGGAUCGCGUCGCAAUCAGCAUUUUUGUAUUCUGUUGGUCGGAGAUGCUGAUAACCGAGUUGUCUGCAAACAGCGCCUUGGAGACUCCGUGCUGCUGAGAGAAGGUGCUUGGAGCAGGAGGUUAGAUGUUCGCCGCGCCAGCAAGUCACCACAGCUGAACAUCAGUGUUAUCAGCCAGGACUAUGUUGGACUCGACGUCAACACGACAUACACCCCUUACUACAGUGGAUCAUACUUCCCAACCGUCCAAAAGCCACUCGCGAUCCCUAAAACAGAGAACAAACAGCCGUCAGAACCAGCAGCCAACACCAAGACUUGUAACCACCGUUGUCUAAACAAGGAAAUGUGCGGACAUGAGUGCUGCAAACCGGGAAUCGGCGCCAAGAGCAAACGAUCUGAGAAACGGAAAGAGAUGUCGGCGCUGCCUCAACCCAUGCCCUUCAAGCGAAAGUAUGAACGAGAGGACAAUAAAAUGAGCAACUCUAUAAGCCAGCUGCACAAGAGGACUUAUGCUAUCCCCCGGACACCCUCUGCCACACGACUGAAGAUUCCCGUGAGCUGCCAGCCCCCGACAGCUGAUGAUAUGUUCAAAACCGUUGCCGAGAACCUGAGCGAGAGAUUUACUUUCACUCGUACACCACGGUGGCUACCCCAGCGUGACUUGGCGCAACAGGAACAAACACCCGAGGGUGACCCGGGACAACAGAACAGAACGUCGCAGCAACGCCCCCAGUCAGUCAACCAGGUAUAUCACCGACAAGGUAACAACGUUAAAGCGACAAGGAGGGAGAAUGACUGGGAUGAAAUCGAACUCCUCCAGAAGACACAAGAAAAGCGACUAGAAACAGGCCUUGGAGACGAUCUCACGUGGGAUGAUUCCCCCUCCUUUGAGGAUGACCAUUUGCCUUCGUUAAACGACUAUGGAAUGUCAUCAUCGGCUCUCUCAAAACCUAAGACAGUGGCAGCAACUGCCUCUGAUUGUCAGAUGUCGCCAUACUUCGAAUUCAGUCUCCAGGAUCGAACCAAGUCAUCUUAUUUUUCGAGCCCCGUUCAAACCACACCCGAUCCAGGGAGAAGCGACAUGAGGUUCUCAGGGCUAUGUACGCCCAGAGAUUCCCAUAGAGAGCCAAACAUAAGGGGGCCCGCACCCGAACCAGGACAGGCCAACAGAAUACAGAAUUCAGUGAGUUCCUCUCGUAUGUUCCAGAAAGGAAACCUCAGCAGACCCAUGAGGGUCCCUCCUCCCCCACCCACUCCUGGUUGGAACGACUUUGCGAUCGAUUCUCCACCCAGUGGUAUAAAGCAUAGGAUCACAGUGGACGACAAAUAUGUCUUGCCUGACCCAACUCGGAGAGGCCCUAGUGAAACAAGAACAACUAAGCGCGAAACGAGUCAUGAAGCAAUCGUUGAGGAAAAACAAGUAUCCGAGCCGAUAUUGGUGCUAGAUGAUGACACAGUUAGUAGAUGCGAUGAGACUUUAAGGUCAGAACAAGACUACGAAGAUUAUGAUGCAUUCAGCGAGAUCUUCCAAGGGAUGCUCUGACGACGAUUGUUUUAUUUAUAUUAUUUCACACCUUAUCGUUAAUAUCACAUUUUUAUUCGCUAUUUAUAUGCAAUAGGGGAGACCCUAUUUAGCUAUAAAAAAUCAUAGCUGUUAUUUUUUCUGUACAAGUCUGUGAUGACUAAUAACGUUGGGUAAAUCAGUUCACAAUUUUGUUUUGAUAGCGAAUGAUUUUUAUCCUUCACCACGAGUAAUUAGAAUGUAUUUCACGAGUUAAUAUAAAAACAUUCUUGAAUA